CCGCCGCCGCCGCCGCCGCCGCCGCCGCCGCCGCCGAGAUGCGCUACGUCGCCUCCUACCUGCUGGCCGCCCUGGGGGGCAACGCGUCGCCCAGCGCCAAGGACAUCAGGAAGAUCCUGGACAGCGUGGGCAUCGAGGCCGACGACGAGCGGCUCAACAAGGUCAUCAGCGAGCUGAACGGGAAGAACAUCGAGGACGUGAUCGCCCAGGGUAUCGGCAAGCUGGCCAGUGUCCCCGCCGGGGCCGCCGUGGCCGUGUCCGCCGCCCCGGGAUCCGCAGCUCCCGCCGCCGGCGCCGCCCCUGCCGCAGCCGAGGAGAAGAAGGACGAGAAGAAGGACGAGUCGGAGGAGUCGGAUGACGACAUGGGAUUCGGCCUGUUCGACUAGAGCCCCCCGCCCCCGCCCCCUCCUCCGCCAAUAAACGCCCUUUUCCUGA
This is a messenger RNA of Erinaceus europaeus (western European hedgehog), 435 nucleotides long. It is a transcript of the gene RPLP2, whose product is annotated as ribosomal protein lateral stalk subunit P2. Gene Ontology annotation, molecular function: structural constituent of ribosome. Gene Ontology annotation, cellular component: cytosolic large ribosomal subunit; ribosome. The coding region runs from base 39 to 386 and encodes 115 amino acids. Lineage: Eukaryota; Metazoa; Chordata; Mammalia; Eulipotyphla; Erinaceidae. Gene Ontology annotation, biological process: cytoplasmic translational elongation. The transcript has 5 exons. The record is from RefSeq and is a predicted model, not a curated record.